UUGACGACGGCGAGUAGUAGAUCCAUGACGGAAGACGGUUACUGACCGUUACUGGCCGUUACUGACCGUUACUGACCGUUACUGGCCGUUAGCCCGUGUACGGGACUGUGAGGCGGGCUCAGUGUGUGCGGGCGGACAGAGCAACAGAUGGUGUGAUCUUAAGCUGCUGGACACAGCGUUACGCAUCAGCUUCCUCCUCUGACCUGUGAGGCCAUUGGGCCUUUGGCUGAAUGGCUCCAUCUUGUUUGGAGCUGGGCCAGGGUGCACAGGGAGUACUGAGACGCUAAUCUCUUAAGAGGCUCAAGCUAGCUUGUGAACUCGGGGAGGGCACAGAGAAGUGAGCGAGGAAAACGCGUUGUGGUUUGGAGCUGUCAUGGAAAAUAUGAAGAUAUGCUCUUGUCCGAUAUGGCAGGGCACCUGCGGAGAGCCAGUGGAGGCCACUGGGAGCAGAGUCCAGUUAGAGGAGACUGCUGAGCGAUGCUAAGAUAUCUGCUGCAGCAGGAAGUGGGAGCCUAGCACUACUAUGAGUGGCAGUUAAGCUCAGCCAUGACGCUAUUCCUAGUGGAGACGAGCUGCAGCCUGAUUGGCUGGCUCUCUCUCUACAUACUACUGUGUUACGUGAACGGAAAGCAAGGCUGCGAGUGGAACUGCAGACUGGUCACCCUGCUCCACGGUGUCCUCAUCGUCUGUGUGACCGCUUACAUCGGCUUCGUGGAUGGGCCAUGGCCAUUUACAUACCCUGGGACUGAAAACACCCCUCUUCAGAUGUUAGCCCUGCUGCUCAGCUUGGGCUACUUUCUCUUCGACAUGGCCUGGUGUGUGUACUUCCGCACCGAGGGUCCCGUCAUGCUGGCCCACCACACCCUAAGCAUCCUGGGCAUCGUAUCUGCGCUGGGCCUUGGUGAGUCGGGCAUCGAAGUGUGUGCUGUACUGUUCGGCAGUGAGAUCACCAACCCCCUCCUUCAGGCCCGCUGGUUCCUCAAGCAGAUGGGCCGCUACGACAGCCUGACCGGAGACGCUGUCGAUCUCCUCUUCAUCACCCUCUACGCUUUUGUACGCAUGGGCAUCGGCGGGCGCAUGCUGUACUGCGAGCUGGCCUCCCCCAAGCCCAAAAUGGUGAUGAAGUGGGGCGGCGUGGCCAUUUAUGGCCUCUCUUGCGUCUUUAUGGUGGAUAUUGCACGCUUCGCUUGUCGAAAGACUCGGGCCAAGUACAAGCGGUGGCAAGAGCAGCGGAAGCUUGAUAGUGCUAAUGGACAUACUGGAAAGUAAUGAACUAAAGCAGGAGGACUGGAGGGAACUUUUAAACAUUUUGUUUACUUAAUGACUUGAAAUGGCAACUUGAAAAAUGAAAUGAAAGCUCUCAUAGGUAUCCUUAAAGGAGGAUUUGGGGAACCAUCACUCUAAGUUGUGGUUAAGGUGAUGGGAGAUGAAAACAUAAUGAUAAGUACCAAAAGCAAAUAUUUUUUGAUACAACAUUUAGAUAUUUUUGAUAACUCACUAGGCGGAAAGGAAGAAGAAGUCUAGCCGUUCACUCAUAACAGCACACACUAGCAGGAUAGUUAGCAGAGUUGGCUAGCUAGCUAUUUUAAGUGUUGGAAGUAUGAGUCGUAUAGAAAGACAGUGAGGAUGAGGAGAAUGUCUCUGAACAAAGCAGUAAAGACCACAUGUGGCCUGUGGAAUUGGUUCGAUGUACAUCAAAUGUAAUGCGGAGUUGUUUGCAGAAUUUGGUGAUGAUGUCUGGCUUCCAAAACAGGCACAACAGCAAUAAAUUCCACCACCUUAAAACAGUCAUUACUGAUUAAUGAUGUGGAAAAAUAAAUAAUGAUAAGGUAUUUGGCUGUAUAGCCUGGCCUGACUAGAGGUGAUCAUAUUUACAUUUUAUUAACUGGCUCCUUCUAAGUUGUGUUCACUCUAACUGUGUUAGCAUUCUUAUGCAGACAGGUUAGCGCAAAGUCGUAGAAGUUAGUGUGCAGGGCUACUGUGAGUAAAUGCUUCAGAAUGAAUUGCACAUCCAUGUAAAUAUAUGCACAACUGCCAUGUUAACACAGUUCAGCUCUAUUGACUUUUUAAACGGCUGAAUAAUCUUCUUUGCUAAAAUCUGAUAUUUCUAAGCCAAAGAUAUUUGACAUCUGGGUCCUGUUACCUGUGAUCCAGGCUAAGCUCUCUAAGACUGAUAAUGCCAGCUAUGUUAAUUUGCGUAAUGUUGCUUUUUCCACGCACUGUGUCAUAAAGCCUGUUGUCAGCAGUAGCUGUAGAAGUUUGCAGCAGGUCAGUUUAGACGUAUACAUACGUUUGAAAAUAGCUUGAGGACAAGGGGUCUUCAUUUAUAGAAGCCAGGAAUUCGCCUGCAAGCCCUUACCAAAGUACUUUGGCAUUUUUUAAGAAAUAGUGAUUUAGAGUGGACAGUGCAUUAAGUGGUAUUUUUUGCCUGCUACUUAGAGGAUGCUUUAUGAGAGUUUUUGUAAAAGAUGCUUUUGGCAAAGCCAUGUAAAAGCUGCCACAAUCAAUAGUAUUUUUAAUUGUGACUUAUACUCAGUGGCCACAUUAUUAGAAACGCCUGCCUUAUAGCUCCACCUUUCUGGUGUACAGUUAUAGACCUUAACUUGUCUGUUGAUGCACAGUUUGUGCUAGCCAUCCUCUAGCACUUCAUCAGUGGUCACUUUCUGAUCACAGGGCUGCUCUCGGCUGGUUAAUUUUGGGUGGCCGACCACCCUUAACUUUUCAGUGACACUGAUGUGUGUAAAACCCCGUUACGGUUCUGACCACUUCCAUAUCAUCCCGUGGUCAGAAACUGACCAAUAAUGACUGGAGCAGAGGGUGUCUCACAAACUGAGGCCGUUCAUAAGCGAUAUAAGCCGUAAGGACCCCCGAGCCACAAGGGGCCCCAAGCCACCAGGGGAACCCUGAGUAUGUAUGUAAGGUUCAUGAAAGAAAAAAACACCAGAGGUGUUGAGGUGCGCUCCCCCACGUGUUAGGCUUCGGUCUGUAAUUGUGCACCUAUAUAGUGGACCUUCUUUAAGGUAGGUGGAGCACAUGAAGUGGCCAGUGAGUGGACAUACGGGGUGUUUCGUUUUCUGUGGGAACCACCAGGUGGCAGGAAUGUUCUCUGUAUAAGUUUUCUUUAAAAACACGAAUAAAUGCAGUACAAGUG
This is a messenger RNA of Pygocentrus nattereri (red-bellied piranha), 3151 nucleotides long. RefSeq names its product TLC domain containing 5b (gene tlcd5b). The record is from RefSeq and is a predicted model, not a curated record. The transcript is spliced from 4 exons. NCBI's taxonomy places the organism in Eukaryota, Metazoa, Chordata, Actinopteri, Characiformes, Serrasalmidae. Gene Ontology annotation, cellular component: membrane. The coding region runs from base 547 to 1269 and encodes 240 amino acids.